AUGGGACUCGGGGCAAGUAAGGCUAGCAACCUGCUUCCCUGGUACUUCAAAUAUGAUGCUGGCAACAAUCAGAGCAAAAUGCCUCGGACCUUUGGAGGUGACGGAGUCCCACCUCUAACUGACAAACCAGGGACUCCUAAGAAACGACUUGGCAAACAAAUGGUAAUGAGAUGGGGAGCUAUUAAUAUCAAUGGGGGCUACUCUGGGAAGAAGGUAGAACUGGCAGAGGCUGCAAGUAAGAUGGGGCUGGACGUUUUAGCUGUUAGUGACAUUCGGGUAAGGGGUGAGAAAGAAGAGGAAGUGGGAGAAUACAAGGUCUACCUGUCAGGAGUCAAAGCAGGAAUAGCACAAUGGGGUGUAGGGCUUUACAUCAGGAAAGAAAUGGAACCCAGCGUAGUUGCAAUAAGUGGGACUCGAGGUGGUCGAAAGAGUGAAAAUAUGGAGCAUGCGAGCAGCGGCGCGCUGCGCCGGUGUCUGGGCCCCUGGUGGGGGAGGCGCGACUUAAAAGAUGCGGCCUCGCGCGCCGCCGCCAGAUGUCCGAAGGCACAGCAGAAGUCCGCCUGCUGCAGACCGACACAGCCGCAGCACGCAACCGCGGCAGUCCGUGAGGAAACGAGAGCAGCCAUGCGCACGACGCUGCUGUACCUGGUGCCUGUGUGGAUGGCGAUGGCCCAACCAGCUCACGUACAGAAUCAGGCGACACAGCCUCUGGUCGGCGAUUUCCUGAGGUCUCACUGGUCGCCAGUUCAGCUUCGGAACCACACGGCACAGCCUGUAGUCAGCACGAUCUUGAGGGCUCGCUGGUCACCAUCUCGAGAACAGAGCCAGGUGGCGCGGCCUCUGGUCAGUGCGACCUCGAGGCCUCAAUGGACGCCAGCUCGAGGUCAAAACCAGACGGUGCAGACGCUGGUCAGCGCAACCUCGAGGAGUCGUUGGUUGGAAGUACAGAACCAGACGGGGCAGCCUCCGAUCAGUGCGACCUCUGGAUCUCACUGGUCGCCAGCUCAAGCACAGAAACCGAUGGUGGAGCCUCCCAACAGCGCGAUCUCGAGGUCUCAGUUGCCGCUGGCCGCGUCUGGUCGAAGCUAUCACACUCUACCAUCCAACAACGAGUUGGACAAUGACGUGGAUAGCCAGAAGCCUUCAGUGGCGGUGGGAACUGCAGAGUACGUUCCGCUGACCUACAACCACGACUACUACAGAAACCGCUACUCUGGGAAGUACCAGCCACAAGAGGGUGACUACAAGAAGACGUCGGUGUCGAGCAAGCAGGCAGACGGGGGCUACAAAUACGGCGCUAAGAAGCGGAAGGAGGAUGCUGCCGAGGACUACCCAACAGGGCCGUCGCCACGAGACCGCCUCGGCUUCGAAGAUGACGAUGACUAUGAGGACCACGAGGGAGGCUACGGCUAUGGAUAUGUAGAGGAAGACGGCUACUAUGAACACGAUGACGACUACCACCGCCAUCACGCUCGUCCCGUGCACCACGGCUACCAUGGACCACCUGUGUACGUACCACACCGGCACCAUCACCAUGGUGACAAGUACCUCAAGUUCGGCAUCCUGGCGCUGCUGAAGCUCAUCCUGGCCAAGCUCAAGGCAUUUGGGCUGUUUAAGCUCCUGCUGCUCUUCAUCAUCAAGCCCAUUCUACUCUUCAAGCUCGCUCUCAAGUUCCUCUUCAUUACAAAGGCGUUCAACGCGCUGACGCUGCCGCUGCUGCUGCUGCCGCUGCUGCUGUUGCUGCUGCCGCUGCUGCUGCUGCCGCUGCUGCUGCCGCUGGCGCCGCUGCUGCUGCUGCCGCUGCUGCUGCCAUUGCUGCUGCUGUUCCUGCCCGUGCCCGUGCUGACACCCGGCGCUGGCGGUGGCGCCGCUGGCCGUCGCCGCCGUCGCAGGAGUGCAGCUGCUGUGCCCCCAGGCUCCGCCAGCCCAAACCUGCUGACGCUGACGCGCCAGGUGCUGGAGGCCGACCAGUGCCUCGAGAGGAUCGCCUGCCAGCUCGCAGCGCGCCGCUCCAGUCUCUACAACAGAUUCGUCAUUUGGCUAUUGGAGAGGUUCGAGCGGUGGGUAGCUCCAGAAAGCGCGAAGCCGCGGCUGACAUCCUACCUGGGCGCGUACCGACAGGGAGCCGAGGUGCCCAGCCAGUGCAGACCACGCUACGAGUGCGACAGCCAAGUGCUGGGCCUGCCCAGGGGCAGCCUCCUGCAGCAACUUCUGUAG
Schistocerca cancellata (South American locust) is the source of this 2217-nucleotide messenger RNA. RefSeq lists its product as uncharacterized. The transcript has 6 exons. Bases 1 to 2217 code for a protein of 738 amino acids. Lineage: Eukaryota; Metazoa; Arthropoda; Insecta; Orthoptera; Acrididae. The record is from RefSeq and is a predicted model, not a curated record.